Messenger RNA from Cynocephalus volans (Philippine flying lemur), 582 nucleotides. It is a transcript of the gene PCNP, whose product is annotated as PEST proteolytic signal containing nuclear protein. Bases 25 to 561 code for a protein of 178 amino acids. Gene Ontology annotation, biological process: proteasome-mediated ubiquitin-dependent protein catabolic process; protein ubiquitination. Gene Ontology annotation, cellular component: nucleus. The transcript has 5 exons. NCBI's taxonomy places the organism in Eukaryota, Metazoa, Chordata, Mammalia, Dermoptera, Cynocephalidae. The record is from RefSeq and is a predicted model, not a curated record.
UGCAGGGAGGCCGCGGCGGGGAAAAUGGCGGACGGGAAGGCGGGAGAGGAGAAGCCUGAGAAGUCUCAGCGAGCUGGAGCCGCCGGAGGACCUGAAGAAGAAGCAGAAAAACCUGUGAAAACUAAGACUGUUUCUUCCAGUAAUGGAGGGGAAAGUUCCAGUCGCAGCGCUGAGAAGCGAUCAGCUGAAGAAGAAGCUGAAGACUUUCCAACAAAGCCUACAAAGAUCUCCAAAUUUGGAUUUGCCAUAGGUAGUCAGAUGACAAAGAAAGCAUCAGCCAUAUCCAUCAAACUUGGAUCAAAUAAGCCUAAAGAAUCUGUUCCAACUCUUGCUCCAAAAACCCUUUCAGUAGCAGCGGCUUUCAAUGAAGAUGAAGAUAGUGAACCAGAGGAAAUGCCUCCAGAAGCAAAGAUGAGGAUGAAGAAUAUUGGAAGGGAUACACCAACAUCAGCCGGACCAAACUCCUUCAAUAAAGGAAAGCAUGGGUUUUCUGAUAACCAGAAGCUAUGGGAGCGAAAUAUAAAAGCUCAUCUUGGAAAUGUCCAUGACCAAGACAAUUAAAUGAUGUCUUUUGAAAUUGGG